AUUCUGUCAGACGCUGGGGUUGUUAUUUAAUGAGACAGGUGCAGAGAAGAGGGUUAGGAUGCAAAAAUAGCUUUUUUUAUUUAUAGUUUGCAACAACUCACAAUCUUAUCUGACAUAUUUUUAACAAGCGCUCCAAUCUGCCUGCCUGGAGACAGUAAAACACGAAUAUAGUCUUUAUUAAGGCCAUCAAAAGCCAACACGGGACUCCCCGUUGGUUCGUGUAUGUGCCUCGCGUUCUCGCAUUUCCAUUACGCACAGGAGUGCGCUCACAUGCCCUCUGAACGAGCCCUCCUGGCAGAAUGGAGCAGCGCGCAGGAAGAGCCUUGGUGACUCAUGAGGACCACACGGAGGACGACGGUGAAACACGAGCUCCUGGCAUCUUUAUCACCUCAGAGAUGAACUUCUUAAAUUUCCCUGCAUGCGUAAAAUAUAUAUUAUGAUCAUGUCAUGCUGAACAUUGUAGUAUUCCCAUCAUGCCCACUGCACCCUGAUGGGAGAUGGAUUUAGAGGUGAAGGAUGUGAACGGGUCGAACUGUUUGUCCCGGAAUGAGAGCGACCGCGGGCUGAGCGCUUCCUCCGCUGGAGUGUCCACUGCGCUGGCCAGCGUGCUGAUCUUCACCAUCGUGGUCGACAUCCUGGGCAAUGUCCUCGUUAUCCUGUCCGUGUACAGGAACAAAAAGCUCAGGAAUGCAGGCAACAUCUUCGUGGUGAGUUUGUCUGUAGCAGACCUGGUGGUGGCUUUGUACCCCUAUCCUCUGGUCCUGACAGCCAUCUUCCACAAUGACUGGACCAUGGGUGACCUGCACUGCCAGGCAAGCGGCUUCAUCAUGGGCCUAAGCGUCAUCGGCUCCAUCUUCAACAUCACGGCCAUUGCCAUCAACCGCUACUGCUACAUCUGCCACAGCCUCCACUACGACCGCCUGUACAGCCUGAGGAACACCUGCUGCUACCUGGGCCUCACCUGGCUGCUCACCGCCAUCGCCACAGUGCCCAACUUCUUUGUUGGCUCCCUGCAGUACGAUCCCCGCAUCUACUCCUGCACCUUCGCCCAGACGGUCAGCUCAUACUACACUAUCUCAGUGGUGGUUAUUCACUUUCUUAUCCCGCUGCUGGUGGUGUCCUACUGCUACAUGAGGAUAUGGGUGCUGGUGAUUCAAGUGAAACAUCGGGUUAAACCGGAGCAAAGGACCAAACUGAAACCUAGUGAUGUGAGGAACUUCCUGACUAUGUUUAUGGUGUUUGUGUUGUUUGCAGUAUGCUGGGCUCCAUUGAACCUUAUAGGGCUGGCUGUAGCUAUAAACCCUGUGAAAGUUGCGCCCAACAUACCUGAGUGGCUAUUUGUCACAAGCUACUUUAUGGCGUACUUCAACAGCUGCCUCAACGCUAUUAUAUAUGGACUAUUAAACCAAAACUUCCGCAAAGAAUACAAGACAAUUCUUCUUGCUCUUUGCAUCCCACGUUUGCUCCUCAUGGAGACCUCCAGGUGUGCCACAGAGGGACUGAAGAGUAAGCCUUCACCAGCUGUAACGAACAAUAACGUAGCAGAGAUAAAUGUAUAAACAAAUGUUUUAAUGAGAAACUUAGAUUAAGUUUCUCUUGAGCCUCUAUUGUGGAUGUGUGACAUGAUUCACUCCGUGCCUUUUUACAAGUUGUGGUUUCCAGUUGUAAAGAUGUAAUCAUGUUUGGGAAGGACACUGCUGCCGUCAUAUUCCUUUUAGCCAUGUCAGACGCUGUUCCCUCAUGUUGGGAGGAAAACAAUCAGUUGUAUCAUCGAAACAUUUUGCUCCUUUGUGGCAGUUUCCUGGCACUCUAUUUGAAGACAGACAAACUGGUUAAAAGUUAGGGGGGAAAAAAUCCAUAUAACUUGUCAGCCUUCACCAAAAAGCAUUUUGACCUUGGAGGGUAGUCAGCAGCAUUGACAAUUACUUACAGUGAGUCACUACGUACUUUAUAGCCUAUUGUCUUGACGGGAUACUUCACUUUCCAAGCCACAUCCCGGGCAUGUGUACAUGUGCACAAAAAUGACUCACUGCCUAUUGGCACAGAUCAAUUAUAAAUAUGUGAACAACAUAAUGAAAUAAAAUAAAUACAGUUUCUUUUCCCAUCAUGUCUCUAUGCUCUUCAAUUCAGAAUUAAUUAUGUAAAAGUCUCAAGAUUUGUUUGUUUCUCUCUAUGCAAUUAACUGGAGGCUUUUUAUUUAAUGCUCGGUUCAAUUAUCAAGGAUUUAACACUAUUAUUUGGAUUUUAGUGACUGAGAAUAUUAAAACUUGGGCAGCUGCCAAUAUGGAAACACUUAAGCUUUAGCUCUUUUUUUUUUUUUUUUUUUUUUUUUACAGCUAUCCCACAUUUCAUCCUCAGUGUGACGAGUAGCUCAGUCUCUCACUGGGAAUGUAGGCUGUAUUAAUUCACCAUGAUGCCGACUCACCCUCAGGCUUGUCUUCAUAGCAACGAUGCCCUCACAAAACACACUGGGAAGAUUGUGGAAGCUUUUGCUCCAGUUUUAAUUCAAGAGAAGAAACCACAAAUAUCAGAGCAGAACAUUAACAUGUCAGUGGAAAAGAGCGUGCUUUGUUGUUUGUAAAAUUGAACUCUCUUACAGUUUUCAGUCAGUUCUUCCGGUAAACAAACUUGUGUUUACUAUUCAACUAUCGCAUGCAGAUAAUCAGACAAAAAAGUUCAAAGCUCCACCACACGUCCCCUUUCAGACCUUGAAUGAUUUAGGAAUUGCUGAAAUCUUAAAAAUGGGGAAGACCGGAUUAUAAACAAAGCCAUCUUUCUUGUUUAUUAAAUGCCUGAGGGACAUGAUACACAUCAGGAGCCAGAGAUGUAAUUCCGUGAUAGUGCAAGUGUGCCUGAGCACAUGUCACCCGAGCCGAGAUGAGCUCUGACAGCCUCCCAGCAAAACUUCCACAGCAAACAAACUAUGAGCGGGUCACCUCACAGGGAGGCUCUAAGAUGCCAAUGUAACACAUUGCUGAUAUAAUGCACUGUUACUGGAAUAUUAAAGGAAUUACAAAUGUUUAAUUUAAAGUAUUCAUAAAUAUUCUCAGCAUAUUUUACAACUACUUUCAGAUCCAUUUUCAGAUUUUUGUAUUCUUGUUGUGCUUUGUCUGAUGUCUGAGUGGAUGAAUAAAGAUGCCAAAACAGGAA
Dicentrarchus labrax (European seabass) is the source of this 3150-nucleotide messenger RNA. RefSeq names its product melatonin receptor 1C (gene mtnr1c). The coding region runs from base 498 to 1559 and encodes 353 amino acids. The record is from RefSeq and is a predicted model, not a curated record. Gene Ontology annotation, cellular component: membrane. Gene Ontology annotation, molecular function: melatonin receptor activity. NCBI's taxonomy places the organism in Eukaryota, Metazoa, Chordata, Actinopteri, Moronidae. Gene Ontology annotation, biological process: G protein-coupled receptor signaling pathway. The transcript is spliced from 3 exons.